CGCUUAUGUUCUUCUAGGGUUAACACUUGAAAGAGCGAGGCAGUUUUAGCAGAGCAGAAAUUCUUAAGCUUCGGUUGUAAUGACUCCUUCCAAGGUAAGAACUCCUAAGGUUAGCAGAAAUCCCGACCUUAUCAGAGGAGUGGGUAAAUUUUCUCGAUCUAAAAUGUACCACAAACGUGGUCUCUGGGCUAUCAAGGCUAAGAAUGGAGGAGUUUUUCCAAAGCAUGAUGCUAAACCUGCCGCCGCAGCUGUUGCUGUAAAAGCACCAAAGUUUUACCCAGCAGAUGAUGUUAAGAAGCCUUUGGUUAACAAACGCAAGGCUAAGCCAACCAAACUUAGGGAAAGUAUUACUCCUGGAACAGUUUUGAUUAUCUUAGCUGGAAGGUUCAAGGGUAAAAGAGUUGUAUUCUUGAAGCAGCUCCCAUCUGGAUUGCUCCUUGUUACUGGACCCUUCAAGGUUAACGGUGUUCCUCUAAGGCGUGUCAACCAAGCAUAUGUUAUUGGAACUUCUACCAAGGUUGAUAUCUCAGGAGUUAAUACUGAUAAGUUUAAUGACAAGUACUUCUCUAAGCCAACAGAGAAGAAGAAGAAGAAGAGCGAGGGAGAGUUUUUUGAAUCUGAAGAAAAGGAGAAGAACAACCUCCCACAAGACAAGAAGGAUGACCAAAAAACUCUAGAUGCUUCAUUGUUGAAGGCCAUCGAGGGAGUUGCUGACUUGAAGACCUAUUUGGCUGCACGAUUUUCCCUCAAGUCUGGCAUGAAGCCCCAUGAAUUAGUUUUCUAGGAAAGUUUUCAUUCGAAGCACUGUUAGCCUCUUUUUGCCUCAAGAAAUUCUCAUUGCGAAACCUUGUUACAUUUGACUGUGUUAAGUAGGCUGAAUCUGGUUUGAGCUAGCUUAGCUUUAUAUUUUUGUUUGGUUAAAUGGAUUCAAAUAUGCAACACUUAAUUAGCUAUGUUUUGUUCAAGUUCGCAUCGCUCAUUUUAGUUGCUGCAUAGUUUUUUGUGUAAACCAGUUGACAGCCAAGAAAGAGGGGUUAAAAAAGCAUACACUCCUUGUUGCUUCAAGGGCAGUGAAUUUUAGUGAUCCGUUGUUAUUUAGUAUGUUGAAUAA
This is a messenger RNA of Papaver somniferum (opium poppy), 1111 nucleotides long. RefSeq names its product 60S ribosomal protein L6-3-like. Gene Ontology annotation, cellular component: ribosome; cytosolic large ribosomal subunit. Gene Ontology annotation, biological process: ribosomal large subunit assembly; cytoplasmic translation. The coding region runs from base 80 to 784 and encodes 234 amino acids. NCBI's taxonomy places the organism in Eukaryota, Viridiplantae, Streptophyta, Magnoliopsida, Ranunculales, Papaveraceae. The record is from RefSeq and is a predicted model, not a curated record. The transcript has 4 exons. Gene Ontology annotation, molecular function: structural constituent of ribosome; RNA binding.